Molecule: messenger RNA, 1028 nt
Organism: Brassica oleracea var. oleracea
Lineage: Eukaryota; Viridiplantae; Streptophyta; Magnoliopsida; Brassicales; Brassicaceae
Product: putative exosome complex component rrp40
Exons: 8
Coding region: 174-899 (241 amino acids)
Biological process (GO): CUT catabolic process; poly(A)-dependent snoRNA 3'-end processing; exonucleolytic trimming to generate mature 3'-end of 5.8S rRNA from tricistronic rRNA transcript (SSU-rRNA, 5.8S rRNA, LSU-rRNA)
Cellular component (GO): nuclear exosome (RNase complex); cytoplasmic exosome (RNase complex)
Molecular function (GO): RNA binding
Source: RefSeq, a predicted model, not a curated record
AGUAAGAAGAAUCGGAUCUGGUUUGUCCAAGAAAACCUAAAGUAAUCUCCCCCGGUUCUCAACUUCUCAUCGUCGUCAAGGAAACAAGGUUCAAGACAAGAAGGCUUAGGGUUUUAGCUCUCGUCAAGUUAGUUCCUUUCGCCUUUGCAGACACUUAGAGCGAAAGAUAGAAGAUGAGUUCCAAAGUUUCCGUGUCGCCCACAAGCCUCAUCGAUCAGAUUGUCGUUCCAGGUGAUGUUGUUCUUGAUUUGUCAAACAUGACUAACCAGACUAUCAAGCUCGGCAGUGGCCUCCGUCAGGAUAGUGAUGCUAUCUCUGCAAUGAGAGCUGGGAAGUUUAGUUACUCCAAGCCAAAUAAGUAUUGGGUCGAGAGUUCUCAUAAACGGUACAUUCCUCGCACUGAGGAUCAUGUUCUUGGAAUUGUGGUGGAUUAUAAAGCAGAUAAUUUUUGGGUGGACAUAAAAGGUCCUCAGAUAGCGCUUUUGCCAGGUCUUGCAUUCGAAGGAGCGACACGAAGAAGCAUUCCCAAGUUUGAGGUAGGCACUCUGCUUUAUCUUCGAGUUGUUAAAACAAACAUAGGAAUGAACCCUGAGCUGUCUGGUACCGACGCAAGUGGCAAAGCUUCAGUAUUUGGACCCUUAAAAGAUGGUUUCAUGUUUGAAACUUCAACUGGUCUUUCAAGAAUGUUGUUGAGUUCACCAACGUGCCCAGUACUCGAAGCUCUUGGAAAGAAACUCUCUUUCGAGAUCGCCACUGGCUUAAACGGCAGAGUGUGGGUAAAUGCAGCUGCUCCACGUUCAGUGAUUAUCGUAGCCAACGCGAUAAUGAACUCUGAAACCUUAAGCGCGACUCAGCAGAGAAUCAUGGUUGAGAAAUUGCUUGCAAAAAUCUCAGACUAAAAAAAAUGUUGACAAUAACAACGUUUACUGUUCCUUGAAAUGUAACUGCUGGAUGCUCUUUCAGCAGAUAUUAUUGGAUUAGACUAUCAAUGUGUUAACUGUUUCACCUAAACUUAGGUAUCUUGUUCA